AAAAAAAAAAAAAAAAUUAUUCUAUGGUGGACGAAUUCGAUUUGCCUUCCGACGAUUGCUUUUGUUGGUUUUAUUUCAAAUAUUUUGAAUAUUUUUAUAUUAACAAAUUGUCAAGCAACUAAACGAUUACCAUCACGAAAUUUAUUACUUGCUUUGGCGAUAUGUGAUUGUUUAUUUUUACUAUUCGCUACUAUCGAAGUUACACCACUAAAUUUGUCCAAUUUUAUCACUUCAACAUCAAUGCUUAAUUUAUUGUAUAUACAUUCUGCUUUAUAUAUACGAACAAUUGCAUCGACAUUUUAUAAAUUUUCAAUUUUAAUCGUAAUUUCUUUCAAUAUAGAACGUUAUAUUUGCAUAUGUUAUCCGCUUUAUUCAUAUAAAUUCUACGCGAAAUAUACAAAUCGUCUAUUCUUGAUAUUAAGUUUUAUAAUAUCGUUAUUAUUUUCUUUACAAUGGCCUAUUUGUUAUAAAAUUGAAAAAUGUUGGGAUUAUUUAUUACAACAUGAGAUUUAUUAUAUUAUUAUUAGUAGGUCGAAAUAUUUGCAGUUUUAUUAUAAUAUAAUGGAUUCAUUAACAUUAUUAAUAUUCAAUUUAUUAUCGAUCAUAAUUGUUUGUAUAUUAAAUAUUCGAAUAGUGAUUACUUUAAAAAAAAUUAACAGACGGAGUAAUCAAAAUAAUUCUUUCUCUAUUUUUUUUUAUCAUCAAAAAAGAAAGGAUAUAGCUGGGAAACAAACAAAUAAUGCAAAUGCAAAUGCGAUGUUAUUCGCUGUGAUAAUAUUAUUAGUGAUAUGUGUUGGACCUCAAGCGCCGGCUCGUUUAUUAUAUAAAUAUUAUGGGCAAUAUAAUUCUAUUGCUAUCAUCUAUACAUGCAUCACUCAACAGUUAGUAUUUCUCAAUGCGUCAUUGAAUUUCUGCUUAUAUUGUCUUUUAAGUCGGAAGUAUCGUUCGAUUAUUUUGCAAUUCGCUCGAAAACUAUAUCAAAAAACCUUUAAAUAG
Messenger RNA from Dracunculus medinensis (Guinea worm), 996 nucleotides. Lineage: Eukaryota; Metazoa; Nematoda; Chromadorea; Rhabditida; Dracunculidae. The record is from the annotation of a GenBank genome assembly.